GUGUUUGUGUCAAGCAGAGGCGCUGUGUCUGUUUUAUCAUCUCCCAUAAGCGGAUAAUUGUUUUUGUUAUUAUUUUUUUCCUUUACAAAGUCAAACAUUGCCGAUUGUCAUUAAUUUGACAGCUUAUAUUUUGAUUAACAGAAAAAAACAAAAAGAUUCUAACAUUAAUGAAAUGUGUGUAAAUAAUUAAAGUGCAGGAAAAAAUUAUAAAACUUCUCGCCAUAAUUUUCCAUUGAAAUCUUUAAUAAGAAAAAUGAAUCCGAUUAACGAUGAAAUGCCUACAAAAGAUGGUAAUCCCACAGAUGCCCAAAAAGAAAUAGACUCGGAAAAAACUACAGAAUUAUUCAAUAAUACAAAUGAAAUUUCCGAGGAAAUAAAAACAAUUGAAAAAAUUACUUCUACAGAUAAUACAACAAGUACAGAACAGAAUGAAAAUGAAGCAAAAAUAAAGGAAGUAGAAAAAACACAAAUCGAAGAGCAUGUGAAUAUGCCCGAUGAUGAAAAAAAGAUUGACGAUCACGAUGAAAAGAAAAUUGUGGACGAAAUAAAAACAAAACCUGAUGAUGGAAACACAAAUAAAUUGGAUGAAAAUGAUUCUAAACUAAAUUUAGAUGAAGUAAAUAAAGACCAAAAUAGGCAUCCCGAACCGGUUGUUGAACAACAAACAGAAUCAUUAUUAAAAAAUGAUGAUGAGACGAAAACAGUUGACGGCGCAACAAACAUUUUAAAAGAAAACGAAAAUAAUAAAACAAAUAGCGUAAUGGUAGCAAAUGAUGAAGAAGAGGAAAUUGAAGAAUAUGAAGAUGUCGAAGAUGUUGAAAUACCCGGCGAUGGAGAUGUUGAUGAAAUAAUUGUACCCGAUGAAGCCGAAGCUGAAGAUUUGACUGACGAUAAAGAUGAUAAUAUCCUUGACAAGUCCCUUAAUGAAGAUGAGGAAGAAGAUAUAACAAAAGACAGUGAGACGGAAGAUAAUGACCUGGACACAUCUCCACACGAGGAAGAAACGACCAAAAGCAGUGAAGCCGUUGAAAAAGAUGAAAAUGAGUUAUCUACAGCCGAGGAAGAAAGUGACAAAAAAUCACUAAAUAAUGAUCAACAAGAUGAUACAUGUUCGAAAGACUACGAAGAAGAAAGAGAUAUUGAAAAUGUACCAAUCGAGCCGGAAUUGGUUGCUAUAGAAGAAGGUAUCAAAAAUACUGAAGAAACCAAUACAAAUGAUGAACAACUUAAUGAAGAUACAAGCAGCCAAACAACCCUUUAUGAUCCCUUGAAUUAUACAGUUAAUUUGGAACAAGACGACGAAGAUACCGACAUUGUUAAGGCUGUUGAAAAUGAAAACUCGUUGGAAAAUAAUGCUGAAGUCGAUAAGGCUGCCAACGAUGAUGACGAUGACGAAGUACAAUUUAUUGAAACACGUAAUUCUCCAAUUUGCAUAGAAUCAGACGACGAUGAUGCUAAUUCUAAAGAUACCACUGAGACUUCUUAUAGUUCGAACAUUAUCAGGACUGAUAAUAACAAACAAACUAUUAGUACGCCGACUGCAACAGUAACUGUACCAAAAAAUAUUAUUGUAACACGUACAAGUGCUAGAAAGUCAACAGCCAAACCUCCACAACCACCACAACAAAGUCCAGGCAACAACAGUCCAUUGUCACAAGCAAGAAAUAAACCUAAAAACUUUAGUUAUUUGCAAAAAGCCACCAAUUACAAGCGAUCUUCGGCAGCUCCAUCAACACAACACAUAGUCGAUUGCAUUGAACUAUUGGAUAGCUCUGAUGAAGAGUCGGCAUCAUCGCGUAAACCACAGCCAAAAACUCCUCAAAAACGUACUCUAUUGGCAGCCAAAGGAAAUUAUUAUAAAACUAACAGCAAGACUACAAAUCCGGGCAGUAAUCGUCUACCCAACAAUUUUGCACCACAUGUAAGACAACAGGCUAAAAAGCCUGCUCCUCCACCUCUACCACCUCCAACGCCCCAAUCAAAUUUUUUGAAUGCCGUUCAACUUCAACCAGCUUCAGUAUCGGGUCCCAAUCCUCCAGCUUUCUCUGCUUUACUCUCUAAUAAAAAUGUUAUUAUACCAAAUGCUUUUUACGGCAACCCACCCAACGUUAGAGGCACAGCUGACACAGAUCUAGAUCGACGUUAUUGUAGAUGGUUGGAAAAUUUUCUAAAUCAAUUUUGUAAACCUCAAUUUGUGGCCACACAUUCCUGCUUCGUGUUCUUACAAAGAGCUCUAAAGUACAAGGAUUUCGUUCGCAUAAAAACCUUACGCACCAACAUGAAUAGUCAUUCCCAAAACGCCAGUAAUCAAAUUAAUGGCCAAUUGAUGACAGAUCUAAGGACGAUAUUUUUGAAAAACGUUAAGAAAUUAACUAAUUAUGGGCGUCGUUUCUGUGAGUUGACAUGUUCUUCGGCACAUGGAAAAACUGUAGCACUUAUGGCCCAUGCCAUCAGUGGAAAAGUUACCUUAAAAACUUGCAAUUUUGAUACACUCAAAACAGGAAAUGCUGCUGUUACUUCCGCACCAUCGUCUUCUAAUGCCAAUGCAACUACUUUAACGCGAAAGCGGCAACUUGAAGAGGAUGAGGACGAGUAUACACCCGACAAAUCGAAACUUAAAACAAAAGCCAUGUCUGCUUCCGAGAAUGGUGAUGAAGAUAGCGGCGAAACAGGCGAUGAUCGUAAACGAUCUUUGCGUACAAAGCGCACAAAGCGUUUAGACAACAGUUUUAGUUAUAAUGAAGAUGACUUAUUGGCUGAGUAUGAAAUUGACGAUGAGGACGAUCAAAAAUUGGCCCAAAUAGAGAUACAACGCAAAAUAGAACAAAAACGUUUGGAGGCCCAAAAGCAAAGGCAGCAACAGGCCAAAUCAUUUGAAAGUGCAUUUAUACAGGCUUUCGCCAAAAGUAUAGAUGGACCUACAACAUCAACAAACUCCACAAAAAAUUCUUCAACGCAACGUUUACGAUUUAAAAAUACAGCAACAGCGACAGCUACUAGUAUAAGACAGUAUACGGCCAACAAUGAUGCCGAAGAUCUACUGCAGGCAACGUGGAUUGAAAAUCUGGAAAACGACGAUACUCAGGUUAUAUCCGACGAUGAUGAGCCCAAGGAACAUCGUAUUUAUAAGCAACAGAAGCAAAAACAACAACAAUUACAGCAACAGCAGGAGUAUUAUACACCAACAUCUAAGUUACCUACCAGACACAGCACCAACCCCAGUCCCAGAAAUAGCAGCAGGACAUCAAGCCGAAACCAACAGGAAGAAAUAAUUACAGGCGAUGAUGACUAUGAAGAGAACAAUUACUUUUCAAACAGUCCCUCAAACAUUGACCCACUUUAUUGGCCCAAAAACGUCGAUCCACAAAUGCAUGUCCACGGCAAACAUAAAGAUAGAUGUGUCAUUUGCAAUCUUAGCUGUCAGCGUCUGGUACAUCACUACGUAAAUGAACACCGAGGCUGCGAAGUCUAUAACUCGCGUUUAUCUUCAUCACAGCUAAAAUUACUUAAACAGGGCAAUUGCACUGCUUCCAAUGUCAGUCUCUACAAAAACGGCCAGUUCCAGUACGAAGCAUUCUGUAUAUUUUGCCAGAAACAGUCACGUUUUAUGUUGCCCUAUUGGUAUCAACAUUUUACCAUGCAUACAGGGGAAUAUGCUUAUCGCUGUUCAGGUUGUGGUAUACGCAAACCAACUCGUUCUCUACUCAACCAACAUCAAACACAAGGAUGUCCCGAUGCUGGCGGCAUUAUACAAGAUUAUGCACAUGAUUCGAAAUCGAUGCAAAUUGAGGCCAGGAUAUGUACCCUAUGCAAUUAUGUACAAAUGCAUCGUACUAACAUCGUUAAGCAUUUACAUCUACAGCAUAAUAUCAAACAGAUUCUACCGAAACAUAUACAAACAAUAGUGCUCAUGAAGACACAAGCAACAUUGUCGCCAGCAACGUCAAUGCCAUCACCAUCCUCCUCCUCAAGUCAUCAUAACAAACAUUUGUAUAAUGCCCCUCAAUCAUAUGGUCGGCCGCAAGCCUCAUAUAGUCAAAACACAUACAUUAUAGAUGACGAUGACAAUGAUGUGACCUACGAAGAAAUCACACCAGAAGACCCAACGCCAACAAAUUCCGAAAACCAUUAUUACAACUAUAUACCGCCAUACAUGCAAGCAGCCGUAAAUUCUGGUAACUUUUCAUUCGAAGAUGUCGAUGCCGGCGAAGAUUUAUCAUUUAUGAUUUGUGGAAUGUUAGAUGUACAAAUGAAUCCCGAGUAAAACUAAAUAAUUUUGAUCAAAGUUGAAGUAAUAGUUUAAAACAAUCACAACUACACAACAGCAACAUACAAAAGUGACUUUAUCAAAUUAAUUCCUAAGAGUUCAUGUAGUUUUAUACAUUUUCCUCUAGCAAUGUAAUUUAUAUCUUCUAAUUAAUUUUAAAGAUUGAAAAGAAAAAUAUUGUUAUAUAAAAACAUAACAAACAACAUCAAUUAAUUAUAUACAUAAUUAUAGAAUAAAAUAUAUACAUAAUACAACAAACAAUACUAAAUGUGUUGACAUAAUGGGAAGGUAGAGUUAUCUGUCGAAGAAUGAAUAUGGAGUAUUUUUUUAAGUUUAUCAUUAAAUAAAAAAUAGUUUAACAUACUGUUAGAAUUAAAUUAACAAAUAAUAAUAAUAAUAACUAUUAUU
Messenger RNA from Lucilia sericata (common green bottle fly), 4675 nucleotides. RefSeq lists its product as uncharacterized. The record is from RefSeq and is a predicted model, not a curated record. NCBI's taxonomy places the organism in Eukaryota, Metazoa, Arthropoda, Insecta, Diptera, Calliphoridae. Bases 254 to 4264 code for a protein of 1336 amino acids. The transcript is spliced from 3 exons.